AUGAUCGCCUUCAUUAUCAUUGUCCUUCUUAUCGCUUACUUUGCAAAGUCCAUAAUCUCCGACUUCAUGUCAACGCCAGCCCAGGUCAACGCCGAGCCUCCAACCCAAACGGCCUACACUCCAAAGACUCUUGCCAAGUUCAACGGUAAGGAUGACCCUAACGUUUACCUUGCUGUGAGAGGUAAGGUCUUUGACGUUACUAACGGUAAGGCCUUCUACGGACCUGGCGGCCCAUACGAGAACUUUGCUGGAAGGGAUGCUUCUAGGGGAUUGGCUUACAACUCCUUCGACCCAUCUGUUUUGACCCCAAUUGACCAGCCUCUUGACACUUUGCAAGACUUGAGUGCUGAGGAGAAGGAGUCUUUGGACAACUGGGAGAGCCACUUCGAGGGCAAGUACAAACUUGUCGGUACUUUGGACAACGAGACGAAAUGA
Candidozyma haemuli is the source of this 435-nucleotide messenger RNA. RefSeq names its product Dap1p (gene DAP1). Bases 1 to 435 code for a protein of 144 amino acids. The transcript has a single exon. NCBI's taxonomy places the organism in Eukaryota, Fungi, Ascomycota, Pichiomycetes, Serinales, Metschnikowiaceae. The record is from RefSeq and is a predicted model, not a curated record. Gene Ontology annotation, cellular component: endomembrane system; membrane.